UCAUCUGGGGUCUGAUCCUGGGCAGAGGUCGGAGAAAAAGGUGGAUGAUGGUGGGACGGGAGAGGAGGUAGAGAAGAAGAAGAAGGAGGAGGUGAAGACUGGAGGAGCAAAGAAGCAGCCUCUGAGUCUGAGGGAGGCCCAGGCAGUUCUGCUGAGGAAGACUUUGUCACGGGGAGGAAGAGGAGACAAGAUGGCCGCCCUGCUGAUGAAGCACAUUGAGAAGGAGAGGAAGAAAGUCACUGUGACCUCCUCUUUCUCCUCCCCUAACGCCUCAUCCUCAUCAACGUCAUCGUCCGCAGUAAAAACCAGCGUGAAGACCUUUUACACUCAGAAGGGCCAGUACACCAUCCACGUCACCGCACCCUCAGCUGAUGGACAGACAGUCUCAGGAGGAGCAGGAGGAGCAGGGGGAGGGGUGGAGAGGAUCCAGGUGAUGUUCACACCCACCAUCUGCAAGGUGCGCUGCAGCCAGGACAGAUGUGUCAACUACUGCGAGCGAGGCAACGUGACCACGCUGUACAGCAGCAGUGAGGGUGGAGGAGGAGGUGUAGGAGGAGGAGGAAGGAGAGACAGCUCCCAUGGACCGGGCUUCAGAGUCUUCCUCUGUCCUCUGCUCUGUAAGAACGGAGGCAUCUGCCUGCAGAAGGACCGCUGUCUCUGCCCGCCAAACUUCACUGGGAAGUUUUGCCAAAUCCCUGUUGCCCCCACAGCCGUCGAUGCAGCUGCAGCUGCAGCUGCAUCUGCAUCUGCAUCUGCAUCCGCCUCCUCCACCUCCACCAAUGAGAUCGUCAAACCUGUGCCGCUCUCUGCCAUGGCAGCCAAUCAGGAGCUGACCCAGUCUGAGUUCCUGCUGCCGCUGGGACAACACCAGGAGACGGGAAGGGCUGGUGCUCCCGGCCCAUCCAUGGUGAAGGUCAGAGUGCAGCACCCCCCUGAGGCCAGCGUGAAGAUCCACCAAGUGCGGAAGGUGUCUGGAUUCAGCCCCACACUGCGGACUCUCUCCUCCUUGUCCUCGGGGUCAGCGGGGGCUCCGGCUCCGGCUCCAGCAGGUGGGGGGGUCCAGGCCCAAACAGUGAGAGGGGACGGCACCUUCACCCAGCACUCUGGGUUCAAGUACUGCUUCAGAGAGGUUAAAGACGGACAGUGCAGCUCUCCUCUACCUGGUCUGAGGAGCAAGGAAAUGUGCUGCAGAGGGAUCGGGAAGGCCUGGGGCAUCUCUGAUUGUGUCCUCUGUCCUGAGAAUACAGCUCAAGGCAACAACAGCUGUCCCGCUGGUUUUGAACGAACCAACGGAACGCAUGGAACACACUGUGUCGAUGUGAAUGAGUGCCUCCAUCCGGGGCUGUGUGAGAAUGGGCUCUGUGUGAACACCAGGGGGAGCUAUAGCUGUGUGUGUAGGGCGGGGUUCAUCCUCGACGCCACACAUGGAAUCUGCAUCUCCCAGAGUGUGAUAUCAGAGGAGAAAGGUCAGUGUCACCGGGUCCUGGGUUUCGGCCAGGGUCCGUCCUCCUGCUCCUUGCCCAUCCUCAGGAACAUCACCAAGCAGAUCUGCUGCUGCAGCCGAGUUGGCAAAGCCUGGGGACCCAACUGCCAGAGGUGUCCUUACUUUGGUUCAGUGGCUUUUAAGGAGAUCUGUCCGGCUGGUCCUGGUUACCAUUACUCAGCUUCGGCCCUGCAGUUCAACCAGAGAGUCAACGAGCACCUGGGGAGCCGAGGAGUUCAGCUGGUCACCCACAGCAACCAGGAUAACCAGGGUCCUGGUUCUGGGACCAGUAGCAGCGGAGCCUCCAGGUCUCAGCAGAUACCCUCUUCUUCUGGAGCAAGUACUUCGCUGAGUUCUUCUUCAGGUGUCGGGUCCAGUACUGGAUCAGCUGGUACCAGCAUAACCCACAUCAGACCCAGUCUACCCCAGCCUCAACCCAGACCCCAGCCCCACCCUCAACCUCAGCCUCGACCUCAGCCUCGGCCCCAGCCUCCAUCUCAGCCUCGACCUCAGCCUCAGCCCCAACCUCCAUCUCAGCCUCGACCUCAGCCUCAGCCCCAACCUCCAUCUCAGCCUCGACCUCAGCCUCAGCCCCAGCCUCCAUCUCAGCCUCGACCUCAGCCCCAAUCUCCAUCUCAGCCUCGACCUCAGCCUCGACCUCAGCCUCGACCUCAGCCUCAGCCCCAGCCUCCAUCUCAGCCUCGACCUCAGCCCCGGCCAGCUGACUCUUCCCCUUCCAGGCCAGUGCAGCCUGGCGGCACCGGCACCACGGCCUCCCAGGACAAACCCCAGACUCCCAGCAGACCUGGGACCCAACAGAACCAGCCCGACCCUGCCCUGUCAUUCACAACACAACAAAGAACCCAGCCUCCACCCACCAGGACUCAAGCAGGUGGUCAGUCCUCCUCGGUAUCCCGGCCAGAUCAGCCAGCAGCCAGAGGGGACUCUCUCCCCGCUCCUGCCCAGCCACAGAGCCCUGAGCGUGGGUCGAGUUCCAGCAGAGACCUCCCUCUGCAGAGCAGACCAGCUGUCAGCCCAACGACCCGACCAGCCCGAGUCCAGCCAGUGCGAGGUGUGUGUGAGAGCAAACCAGGUGUGUGUGGGCGGGGACGCUGUGUGGACCAGCCAGGUGGAAAACACACGUGUGUGUGUGAUCAGGGAUACCAGCCCAACUCUCAGCGCACAUACUGCCAAGAUGUGAAUGAGUGUAUCCAGUCUUCAGCUGUGUGUUCAGUGGGAGAGUGUAUGAACACCAUGGGAAGCUACAGGUGUGUGUGUCCGCCUGGAUACAUGAGCAGCAGCCAGCAGACUAGCUGUCAAGACAUCGAUGAGUGUCUGCAGAAUCCCUGCACCAACGGUCGCUGUGACAACACGCCGGGCAGCUACAAGUGUGUCUGUCGCCUUGGCUACAGGCUCAUCGGCAGCAUCUGCACAGAUAUGGACGAGUGUGAGGAUGCUCUGCAGUGUCCAGGUCAGGAGUGCAUCAACAGUCAGGGCUCGUACCGCUGCGUGUCCUGUCAGCCCGGAUACAGACUGGUCAACAGGCUCUGCACAGACAUCGACGAAUGUCGCCAGGCUCCCUGCUCCAAUGGUCGCUGUGAAAACACACCAGGAAGCUACCGCUGUGUCUGUCGUCAUGGUUACAAGCUCCAGAACAACACCUGCACAGACAUAGAUGAGUGUGCUGAGCGGUCUCAGUGUCCUGGUCAGAUGUGUGUGAACACUGUGGGAUCGUACCGCUGUGUGUCCUGUCGACCAGGGUACACACUCACCAACAGACAGUGUACAGAUGUAAAUGAGUGUGAGAACAGCGAGUCUUGUCCUGGUCAGCGGUGUGUGAACACUGAAGGGUCUUACAGCUGUGUGGAGUGUCAGCAGGGAUACCACAGCGUCAAUGGGGUGUGUGUAGAUGAGGACGAAUGUGUGCAGGCCUCUCAGUGUCCCGGUCAGCAGUGUGUGAACACUGUGGGAUCAUACCGCUGCGUGUCCUGUCAGCCUGGAUACAGCAGCAAGGACGGCUCCUGCCAAGAUGUAGAUGAGUGUGCCAGCGAGGGGGCGUGUGAGGCAGAGCGGGUGUGCGUGAACACCAUUGGCUCGUUCAGGUGUGACUGUCCGCCUGGGUACCGAACCUCCAGCCUGGGAAGACAGUGCAGAGACAUUAACGAGUGUUUGGAGGGAGACUUCUGUUUCCCCAGAGGAGAGUGUGUGAACUCACCGGGGUCCUACACAUGUGUGUGCUCUCAGGGAUUCACACUGAGUGACAACAGGACCGCCUGCAUCGACGUGGACGAGUGUACGAAGUCUGGUGUGUGUUUGGACGGUCGCUGUGUGAACACUGAAGGUUCCUUCCACUGCCAGUGUCAAACCGGCUUCACCACCAAUCCAGAGAGAACUGCCUGCCUCGACGUUGAUGAGUGUGUCUCGUCCGGCGGCUCAGUGUGUGCAUCACAGCGCUGUGAGAACACGAUUGGCUCGUACCACUGCCUCACUUCCUGUGAGCCGGGCUACCAGGUCACACAGACAGGCAACUGCGUAGACAUUAAUGAAUGUGCCAAUAAGACAGUGUGCGGACGUCAUGCCUACUGUCAGAACCUAAUAGGAACCUACCUGUGUGUGUGUGACCAGGGCUUCACCUCCACCGGCGACGGGAAGGCUUGUGUGGAUGAGGACGAGUGUGUGUCUAUGCCCGGUGUGUGUGGUUCUGCUCGCUGUGAGAAUGUGGAGGGAUCCUUCAUGUGUGAAUGUGACAGACGGGGAGAAGAGUUUGACCACACCACAAGGCAGUGCGUCAACACGGCACAAGGUGGGAUGCUCCCAAGCUCCACCUCCAUCUCCUCCUCGUCCUCCUCCCAUGUCAGUGUGGUGGAGUUGGCUCCAGUGCUGCCCCCACUCCCUGCAGCUCGUCCUGGCGAGCUGAGGGAGUGUUACUACAACCUGGCUGAGCGGGGAACCUGCAGCCUGCUGGCUACCAACACCAGCCAGCAGGAGUGCUGCUGCACGGUGGGGGAGGGCUGGGGGCUGGGCUGCCAGUACCACACCUGCCCCACCGCUGACACAGCCGAGUUUCUGUCUCUGUGUCCCAGUGGGAGAGGAUACGUUACUACUGGACCAGGAGCCUUCAGCUACAGAGAUGUGGACGAGUGUAAGCGUUUCCAGCCGGAGGUGUGUAAGAACGGAGUGUGCGUCAACAACAUCCCUGGAUACAACUGCUACUGCGCCAGUGGAUAUGUGUACAACAGCACCCUGCUGGAGUGUGUUGAUCACGAUGAGUGUGAGGAGGAGAGUUGUAUCGGAGGACUCUGUGUCAACACGGUGGGUUCUUAUUACUGCAGCUGUCCACAUCCUCUGGUGCUCGACGACACUCAACGCAACUGUGUCAACUCCUCCCACCUCACUGUGGAUGAGAACCUGUCUGUGUGCUGGCAGCACGUCACGGCAGACCUGGUGUGUCAGAGUCCUCUGCUUGGAGCUCAGGUCACCUUCAUGGACUGCUGCUGUCUGUACGGGGAGGGCUGGGGGAUGGAGUGCGCCCUCUGCCCCUCCACUGACUCUGACGACUACGGCACUCUGUGCAGUUCGAUUCUUCCUCCCUUUUUGCCGGAGGGUUUUCCGGACUUUGGAGCUGAAACGGGAGUGAGACCAGGAGCUGGACGAGGACGAGGAGGAGCCAGUGAGCAAUCUCCUCCAUACUUCCCUCCCUACAGUACGGACUCCUUCCCUCCGCCUGUGCUUCCUGACUAUGACGACUACUCUCCAGCAGGAGACAGCAGGUCAGGUUUCAGAGGGAGGACACCUGCCACCUUCAGCCUGCCGGACAGUGGAUAUCCCAGGUCAGAGUACAGCACUGGUUACUACUCUGAAGGAGACUUCAGCCCCCCUGAUGGCUCCCCGCCCAGGUCUCCAUCCUUCCGCCUCCCUGCGGACCCCAGGGCCGAGAUGGCAUUUGGGGCCCGACCUCCUCCUCCAUCACGACCCGACGGGCCUCCUCUCAGCCUGGCCCCACUGCCUGGCGCUCCCUAUGAGGUGGAGCAGGAGGAGGAGGAGGAGGUGGCGUGGAGGCCGGGCCCGCCCUUCCCUCCGUUCACUGAGAGGGGAGGAGGGGGAGCACCGAGGAGGGUGUAUGAGAGGCGUUAUGAAUCCUACGCCGGCCUAAGCACAGCAGAGGAUUGUGGGAUACUACAUGGCUGCGAGAAUGGCAGGUGUAUCCGCGUCGCCGAGGGUUACACCUGUGACUGUUACCAAGGAUACGAACUGGACAUGACCUCCAUGACAUGUAUAGAUAUAAACGAGUGUGAGGCUGGCAUCACGUUGGACUUCCCGUGUGUCAACGCUCGCUGUGUGAACACCGAUGGCUCGUUCCGCUGCGUCUGCAGGAGAGGAUACGUCAUGUCCCGCAGGCCAAACCACUGUGUGGCUGCAUAGACCAGACCAAACUGGACUGGACUGGGCUCGAUUAAACCAGUAUAAACUGGUCUAGACAAUCGAGACUGGACUGCACAACAACAGACUGGGCUAGACUAGAUUAGACUAAAGCGGCUAUGGGACCUGAUUUGACAAACUAGAUUAUACCAGGUUAGGAUGAACUGGGUUUAAAAUAGUCUAGAUUGCACUUAACUGGGAAAGGGUGGACUGGGCACCAGUUACACAAGGUCACUCUGGAUAAAAUACCAAUUUAACACCGCUUUUUAGCUACAGUUUCUCCCUGUCUUUGCAAAUUUCAACUUGUUUUUUGUGUUUAUAUGUGAACACGAUAUUUCCUUGUAGAUUUUUCUCAGAUUUUUGAUGUCUAGAGAAAAAAAUAUCUCUGGAAACAAACAAAACUAACUUCUGUUGCAACAAUCCAGGAUAAAUUAAUCGUUUAGUAAAGUGACUGUAAACAUGGUUAACUAGCUCAAACUGAAAUCUCAAUUCUCCUAAAUGUUUUAAUGUGAGGAAAUAUAAUGACGUUGCAAAAGUUUUGCAUAUUUUUCUGUUAUGCAAAAGAGGAUAAAACUAUUUUUGAACAUAUUUGUGGAGACAGUGUGUAAGCUUUAAAAAUAGGCUAUAUGGACUGUCUCUUUCCAACAUUCAUCAUUGUAAGGACCCAAUAUAUUAGAUUUUAAUCUGAUUUUUCAAUAUAUAUAAAAUAUAUACUUAAACAUCCUCAAUCGUAUUGACAGAGCAACAACACAUAUAAAACAAACAUGCUCGACCUCAGUUUCUCUUUGUCAUCGCCCACCUGUCCAAAAAAUACAAGAAAAAGAUAGAAAAUGAACAAUGAUUUGAGUCAGGAAAUUAUUCAUACGGUCACUUUAUUACACCAUUAGUUGGUCCCAGUGUAUAGUCUGCUCUAUCACCCCAUACAUUAUCUCCUCACAUAAAGGUCUACAAAAAUGUGUCGAACAAGUUAAAAAACAAUGUUUAAAGCUUGAUGAAACCCCACAGUGUCUGGUCAGUUUAAACCAGUCUAGCCCUGUUUAGCACCAGUGGUUGAAACCAGGCUAACUCCUCAAGUAGACUCCAGGCCCGCUCUGAUUAGCCUCCGCUGUGAACCACGCUGUGCCAAAGUUCAUCUUUAUGUUUCUGAUGACCAUGACUCUUUCUGAAUGUUUACCUUGUUGAAGUUAAGUCUGGUAGGUUGUUCCCAGCGGGAGAAAAAAACGUGUUUUGAGAUGUGUGAAGUAGAAGAAGAAAACAGUUGUGUGUGUAUUUUUUUUGUUUGUUUUAGGAAUCCAACCAGGCUGCAGAGAAACACUGAGCUCACAUCAGUUUGAAAAACAGCAACUUUACAUUUUAACCAUAGAUGGUAAAAAAGAAGUGGACGUAGCCUCUGGGUCAAGUGAAGUCAAUGCUGAAGUGCCUUAAAGCUACAUUCUUUCUAAUGACCAGCAGGGGGCAACUCAACUGGUGGCAAAAACAAAUUCAGUUGUAUAGAAGUCAGUGAGAAAAUGAACCUACUUCCCACUUGAUUUAUUACCUCGACAAACCUUUUCCCAAUUAAUUUAUGGCCUCAGUCUCUAGUUUCAAGUCCUCUUCAAUACAGCAUGAUGUUCAUUAUGUGAUGGCUCCAAAAUAAAAAAACAAGAUGGCAACAACAACAACUCAAAACACCAAACUUGAGGCUUUAAAACCAUGGAUGUAUAAAUAGAACCACAGUGUUGGAAGCAGGGCCCAGUUCAUUCCUAUGAAAGCUGCUUAGUCACGCAUGAAGCCAAAAACGUUCGAUUUCCUGGGUAUAAAAUUACCUGGAUUUUCCUCAUCACGGGGCCAAUAGAGCUAUAGAGACUACUGCUGACUGAGCGGCUAACCUCUGGUUUUGUGCUCCCAAACUUAAAUGGGGAUAAAAUUAUUUAAACAUGCGGCUCUUCUAGACUUUAAAUAUGUUAUCAGACUGUAUGGAUCAAAUUCUGAUGGUGAAGCGAGUCAUUUUGUUGGGGCUAUGAUGCUAAAAAAAUGUAUCCACUAAUUUACAGAGGCCUGUUUGGGGUUCAAUAGUGUCACGUGAUAGACCUGAAUGUUGUAAUGCCACCGUUUGCAUCAUAACUUGGCUACUACGAAAACUGGCCUCAAAGCCAGUGCUGUUUAUUUGGGCUUGGGCGUAGCAAUGUGUAUUCUCGGCAACUCCACCCUUUCUUCCAAAUAUGGUAAUUUCUGGCUCCAGAAAACCAAGAUUGCAACGGACAAAAUGCCGAACUCUAGGCUAUAGAAUGAUAGCCCACAAACCAGUGGGUGACAUCAUGGUGGCUACGUUCAUUAUUUUAUACAGUCUAUGGGUUUAAUUGAAUAGAAAACAGAUGGAACAACAUUAAUAAACACCAGGUUUACUGUUUACACAACCCCAAUUUGUUCAAUGAAACAAAGAUUUGAAGGGCAUCAUCUGCAGACAUAAGACAAAAUAUCAUCUAGCUUUAGAAAUAUUAAUGAAUUAAUUAUUUGAAGUAAAAAAUAAAUACAGCAAUGAUACCAAAACAAUGCAAAUCAGUCAUGUAUUAGCAUUAGCAUGAUAGCUGUCCCAUUGUAAACAACAGAUCUUUAACCAUCAAGAAGUAACUAGUGUUUUGUUGUUCCUCAUCUAGAAAACUACGGUUACCCAAGUCUCCUGAGGAAAUGUUGGCAUUGUAGGUUUUUGCAAACCACUUAUACAUUUGUACAUUAUUACAUAGCGGAUACACUAAAACUUAACCCUAUGGUUAAUGUAUGGAUUAGUUUAGGCACAAAAACCACUUGGUUGCAGUUAGAAAAAGAUCAUGCUUUGGCUUAAACUACCUGAUUUUGGGGGCAUAAUCAUGACAGGAAAAACUGCAAAAUGUCUCUACGAAACACCCACGUUUGGUGCCUAAAAAGCCGCUGGAAACUGAGUCACAACUCAUUUUGUCAUUUGUCUCAAACAGUGGUCUGCAGCUAGGCAAGCUGACUGUCCACCAUCCCCUCCACCUCCAGAUGACAAAGUCAGCUCAUAUACCACGUCACUUUUAAAACAUUGAUAUGAAACGUAGAAAUGUUACUUAUUUGUGGUUUGCAUAAAUGUGCAAUGCCAGUGUUUUCUUCUUGCAACUGGGCUGGGUAUGUUGUGAUGAAAUUAAAUUUAAACGUGCAUCAGUAACAAGCCAUCCACUAGCUAGAAGCGAAUUGCAAAGGUACCAAUUGCUGUGAGCUCAUGAGCUAACCCAGCAUAUUCGUUAGCAUAGACGUCGUUCUACUUACAAAACUCAUUUUCUCACUGGGCUGUAGCCACUGAAAUACUGACUGGAUGAGUCCAAAAACCUCCAGCUGAGUAAUUUUAAUUGCUGAAUUAUAUAUUUCAGAACAGGGCACCAUAAUAACUCAACAUUGACCAAAACUUCAGAACUAAGUCUGUGCUUGGAUGUGUCCUUGCUUAAGCGCACCUUGUAGCCGACUUCUCUUCUUCAGUUUUUGUGUCCACAAACAUCUUAUAGCCUUGAUUUUUUUUUUUUUUUUUUUAAUCGAAGAAGCAGAUACAUCCUUUGUUUGGACGAAUCAAGCAGGAGAAUUUCACAUUGAUUCAAAGAUGUGAAAGUUGUGUAUUCGUGGGAAAAAUGUAUGAGACUUUUACUCCUGGAACCAGUGGUGUCUGAAUUAAAUACUCCUACUUUUCAUCUA
Epinephelus lanceolatus (giant grouper) is the source of this 9583-nucleotide messenger RNA. The record is from RefSeq and is a predicted model, not a curated record. NCBI's taxonomy places the organism in Eukaryota, Metazoa, Chordata, Actinopteri, Perciformes, Serranidae.